Messenger RNA from Octopus bimaculoides (California two-spot octopus), 1182 nucleotides. RefSeq names its product mannosyl-oligosaccharide 1,2-alpha-mannosidase IA. Gene Ontology annotation, cellular component: endoplasmic reticulum; Golgi membrane. The record is from RefSeq and is a predicted model, not a curated record. NCBI's taxonomy places the organism in Eukaryota, Metazoa, Mollusca, Cephalopoda, Octopoda, Octopodidae. Gene Ontology annotation, molecular function: mannosyl-oligosaccharide 1,2-alpha-mannosidase activity; calcium ion binding. Gene Ontology annotation, biological process: carbohydrate metabolic process; mannose trimming involved in glycoprotein ERAD pathway.
AUGUCUAAUGACCAUAUAGAGCCUGUGUUAGCUCUUUCAUCUGGUAUUCAGCAUAUGACACAGCAUAUGGUUCAAAAUGCCAAGUCUCUUUUGUCAAUUCUUUCUUGUAGCAAAAAGACACCUUUCAGUUGUAAGGAGACAGUAAAUAUUCCAGUACUUUUAGAAGAGCAAAUGACAUUCUCAUUUCAUUUCGGUGCCACUUCAAAUGAUGGCUCACACCUUCGUCGGCAACUGACGGCAUUUCAAUCUGCUGAUCUGUCUGUAUUUGAAACCAAUAUCCGCUUCCUUGGCGGCUUCCUCUCGGCCUAUGCUCUAACUGGCGAUAAGAUGUUCAAAGAAAAAGCCAUAGACGUCGGAAACAAACUGCUCCCAGCAUUUGAUACCCCGACCGGUAUACCUCAGUCCAUGAUCAACCUUAAAACUGGUGGCUCUCACAACUGGGGAUGGGCCUCUGGUGGUUGCUCAAUAUUGGCAGAGUUUGGUUCUAUCCACUUGGAAUUCAUAUACUUGUCUAAUAUCACAGGCAACAAAAUUUAUGAACAAAAGGUUAUGAAAAUCCGAGAAACUUUACAGCAAUUAAAACGCCCACAGGGACUGUAUCCUAUCUACCUUAAUCCCAGAACAGGAAAAUGGGGGCAGCACCUCUUCUCAGUCGGAGCAAUGGGCGACAGCUUCUAUGAAUACUUGCUGAAAACCUGGCUCUACACAGGAAAGAAAGACACGGUUGCACGACAGAUGUACGACGAAGCCGUUAUGCCUGAAGGUAUGAUUUGUUAUUUUUCAUUUUGUAGGGUAAAUUCUCUAUAUGUGUAUGCUUUUGUAUACGUGUGUCUGUACCCAGACAUUAAUUGCUUUGACUUCUUAAUUUCAGGGGGCAUGUUUGCACUUGGUGCUGAGGGUUCGUCUGACCCUAAAAAGUACAUUGCUCUUGGUGAAGAAAUAGCCAGAACAUGCCACGAAUCAUAUAACAGAUCAUCGACGAGACUUGGUCCAGAAGCUUUCCGCUUUGAAGGACACACAGAGGCAAAAGCCAUGCGCCAAAAUGAGAAAUAUUAUAUCUUAAGGCCAGAGGUUAUAGAAACAUACUUUUAUAUGUGGAGAUUUACGAAGAAUAAAAAGUACCGAGAAUGGGGCUGGGAUGCUGUCCAGUUGGAUAACUUGGCCAUGAAGGUUGAUCUCUGA